Messenger RNA from Spirodela intermedia, 405 nucleotides. The record is from the annotation of a GenBank genome assembly. Lineage: Eukaryota; Viridiplantae; Streptophyta; Magnoliopsida; Alismatales; Araceae.
AUGAAAGACUAUGCUGACCGGAAGCGCCGGGAGGUCGAGUUCAGCGUGGGAGACUUCGUUUUCCUCCGCAUCCAUCCUUGUCAUCAAUCCUCACUCAAGGGCCGGCCCAACGAAAAACUGGGCCCUCGUUACUAUGGGCCAUUCGCGGUACUCCAGCGGAUAAGCCCAGUAACUUAUCGUCUGGACCAACCGAGCUCUUCCAAUAUUCAUCCGGUCUUCCAUGUAUCUCAGCUCAGAAAUGCUAUCGGGACCACGACGGCGCACACCCCAGACCAACUUCCUCGCAGCCUUGAACCGGAUGACAGCUAUCAGUCGGCAGCGCUCCUCGACAUUUGGCAGCGGCCCCAAGGCUUAGAGGUGCUUAUCCAGUGGGAAAACCGUUCGCUCUCUGAAGCAUCGAAGUGA